AUGACAGACGGAACCUCUGAGGAGGUUGUACCCCUGUGUAGCGAGCCUUUCAUCGUCCGGCUUGAUGAGACGGUGGUUAUCCUGAUGCCAGAAGACAAUGCGAGUGUCGUUUGUGGUGCUUCUGCUCGUGCUGGGAGUGCUCACGCCGCGGGCACACGCCAAGAAGCUCAGGACAAAGGCUCCCAAAGGCACCAAGUGGUGGGUGUGAAAAACUUCAUGAGACGAGAGUGUAAAUGUCACGGCCUGUCAGGAUCGUGCACACUGAAGACCUGCUGGAAGAAAAUGCCUCCGUUUCGAGAGGUCGGGAACCGGCUCAAGGAACGCUUCGACGGCGCCAUCAGGGUCAUCAUCUCUAACGACGGGAAAAACAUCAUCCCGGAGGGGCUGACCAUCAAACCGCCUUCCCGCCACGACCUGGUGUACUCAGAUCCGUCGCCAGACUUCUGCAAGAAGAACAAGAAGGUGGGCUCUCUGGGCACCAGGGGCCGGGAGUGUGAGCCGGACUCCAUGGGGGUGGGAGGCUGUGACUUGCUCUGUUGUAACCGCGGCUACUCGCGGACUUCGGUGACGAUGAAGGAGAAUUGCAAGUGUCGGUUUCUGUGGUGCUGCGAGGUGAUCUGUGAGACGUGCGUGAGCACCAAGAUUCUCAACAAGUGUUUGUAACCGGAGGACACAACGAGAGGGGGGAGGGUGGGUGUGAGUGAGGUGCUGGCGUAGCUGUAGACACACACGCACACGCACACACACACGCAUGCUGUUCCUUGACAAAGUGAAUUGUCUUCAAGGCUGUGAGAUUGAGAGUUCGUCUUUCUCUGACAGCCGACCUCGAAAAAUGAACUGUUUGGCUUGAGAAUGGUGUGCUGAAUAUUGACUUAAUUGUGACAUAAGUUCGUGUUUUCGACAGGCUGAGUGCUGCUUGAAAUAAGCGACAACAAAAUAGGCUUCCACCUUGAGGCCAAUGAUGAUUACACCGUUAUCGGGAGCCACAAGGAGGACACGUGAUACUUCUGAAAGUCUAAUUGUCCAAGUGCUGAUGAGAUGACAACCGCUUACAGUGGGAAUACUUCUGAGCGUCCCCGGAACAAUGUAACACUUCUGGAGUGUAUGUUUGAGGAGCCCUGUACCUCUGUGAAUCAUGACAUGAAGUCUUUGGUCCCAAUGUAAAACGAUGCAAGUUUCCUACAAUUCUGCCUCCUCAGCAAUGAUAGCUGUGACCUAGGCAUUUUGUUUGGCUUAUGUGUUGGCCUUAAUACAUACUUGCCUUACAAAUAUACAACCCGAAAUAGAUCAGACUUACGACAUGAUAGUGUGUUCACUUGAUGUAUUCGAAAGAAUAUGACCAUGAUGUGUCAGAUUAUGUUUUCUGCAUAUCCAAGGUAUUAAAUCAUCCUUUAGGGAUAUCUUAUGGCCAGUAGACCAUUCAUUGUGUACAGCUGACAAAACGGGGCAUGUUCUCCGAGUCGAACUGUCGAUAUUGUCUAGACAGAUGAUGUCAGAAAAUCAGAUGUCCGAAGAGACUCAGCGAUCUAAUUUUUAGACCGUCUGCCGAUGACAUGAGAAACCAAUACAGACAACUGCAUAUCUGCCAAGAAGGAGAGCUGAGGGAAUAUAUUUUCUCUCACUCAUACAACUGUAUUAAACAAUUGCAAUCUGACUCUUUUCUGGCGCCUCCGUAUUCUGAAACAGAUGCAGGCCGAACAGAACUGGCAUGGGUAAAAAGACGAAUAUAUUGCUUAUUUCGGCAGAAUUGUUUCAGUACUGACAACAAAAAACCGGUUUGUGUUUUGAAAACUUUCAAAACAGUUAUAUAUACCGAAGUCUGCAUGUUCAAGUGAAAUCAUAUUGUAAGAUAGUCGAGCCAAUAUCAAAACAGACGAAAUGUAAAACCUAUUCAAGCUGAACCGAGGAAAAGCGAUUGAAUUGAGAGUUAACGUAAACUGGCACGGAUCAAAACUUUAGGGUUUGGAAUCCCUUUAUACUGUCAUAAUCCUUAACGACCAUACACUUAUUUCAGCUACAACUAUAGUCUGUUGAUCCAGUGUCUAACUCACCUACUAUAGAAGGGCUUCGUGGAAAUGGACAUGCGUGAUAACGGACAUGAUACAUGUCCAUAGCUUUCACCGGGCGGCUGUCGUUAAACAGCUGCAAAAGGCUGGACUGGUACAUCGUUGGUAGAGACAAAUUAUAAUAAACGUACUUGCGAGUUACUGUUUAAUCGACGGUUGGAGAUACAGAGCUGUCUUACCUGCAAGUUACUGUUUCCUUGUGCGCUUUACCACCAGCAAUGAAACUUCUUUUUUUAUCCCUUGCCCAUUUAUAUGAGAUCGACGCCUUCUGAUUAGUAGAAAAAAG
Aplysia californica (California sea hare) is the source of this 2352-nucleotide messenger RNA. RefSeq names its product protein Wnt-6-like. Gene Ontology annotation, biological process: neuron differentiation; cell fate commitment; canonical Wnt signaling pathway. The record is from RefSeq and is a predicted model, not a curated record. Gene Ontology annotation, molecular function: frizzled binding; cytokine activity. Gene Ontology annotation, cellular component: extracellular region. Bases 1 to 663 code for a protein of 220 amino acids. Lineage: Eukaryota; Metazoa; Mollusca; Gastropoda; Aplysiida; Aplysiidae. The transcript is spliced from 3 exons.